ACAUAUAGGAGAUUUUGCUUUCUCUUUUUCUUUUUUUCCUUGCCUAAAACUUUACAAUCCUAGCACUUUUUUCAGUCAGAAUUCCAAAAAUGGAACCGCCGUACCCUAACCGGCAGAGAACCUACAUCGCCGGCGGCACUGGCGGCGGAGGAGGAUCGGUAGAAACGACAAGAGAAGGAUCAAAUCAAUUGCAAUCACAACACUCAGAUAAUGAUCGGAGUAGCAAUGAACUUCGAGCAUUGGAUUGUAACCUUACAUCCCUUUGUGAUCAUAUUCAAUUGGAAGGCUUUAACAAUGGCUUGUUUUCUGAUGUCAUUGUUCAAGCUAUGGCUUCUACUUAUCACCUUCAUCGCUUAAUCCUUUCCCGUAGUUCUUAUUUCAGGAAUAUGCUUCAGGGACCAUGGAAAGAAGCCAAAGCUCCAGUUUUGACCUUGACAGUGGAUGAUAGCAAUGUUAAUGGGGAGGCUAUUGCAAUAGCUUUAGCAUAUCUGUAUGGACACCAUCCUAAGCUUAAUGAUAAUAAUGCAUUCCGUGUUCUUGCUGCUGCAUCCUUUCUUGAUCUUCAGGAUUUGUGUGCAAUUUGCACAGACUUUAUCAUAUCCGAAUUGUGGACAUCAAAUUUCUUAACAUACCAGGUGUUUGCAGAAAGCCAAGAUUAUGGUUUACAUGGCGAACGAGUUAGAAAUGCUUGUUGGGGAUACUUAUGUCAAAGUGGUGCUAUAGAGUUGAGAGAGGUCCUUCCAAAACUUUCUGCUCCAACACUAAAUGCUCUACUGACCUCAGACGAGUUAUGGGUCCCUACCGAAAAGAAACGGUUUGAACUAGCUUUAGGUACACUUCUGGCAAAAAAUGCUCUUUGCAAGGCAGAACAUCUUGAAGAAGAAAGUCCUAGUUCUGGAGUUGGCACAAGUACAGUUUCUGAUAUUUCCAGAGAAGUGCCAAAUAAUUUAACUGAUGACAGAAGGGUGGAAUCUGAACUAGGACACCUAAACUUAAAAGAUGGAAUUGAUGGUUGUAACAACGCUCAAAAUAUCUUGGUUGAGCUUGCAGAUUGUAGUGUUGAUUCCCUCACUGAGGUGACUAACUCUAAACAAAAGAUGCAAGAAUCAGCUUGUCUUCAGUCAGACUCGGAGUCAAGAUAUCCAUGCAGCAGGGGACAUCCUUCAUCAAGUAACACGUUCUUAUACGCUGAUGAAGUCAGAUCUUCAUGUUCCUACAUUGAAAUGCCAAUUAUUGCUGGAGCUAGUGGAUCAGGGGGAAAUGGUAUGGCUGUGGAAGGACCAUCUGAAGAAGAUUCAUGCUAUCAAUUGAAUAACAACAGUUGGCUUUGUGGGGAUCAGAGGAACUUCUCAUCAAUGGGCUCAUCCUGUAAUCUGAUGAUCCCAAAUGAAUGGGAAAGAUGCAAUUUCACUCCUCUAUCUUGGGGUGGUAGAACUGUGGGCCGGAGAGAAGUCAAAACUUGCCUAAAUGCUCAUUCAGGAGUAAGUAGAGAAGAUUAUGAUGCCUUUGCCAGCAUAUUUGAGGGUGGCUCACUUUUAUAUUGUAACAUGUCAUUUGAUGCACUUCUUAGUGUGAGAAAGCAACUUGAAGAAAUGGGGUUUACUUGCAAAGCUGUGAAUGACGGGUUAUGGCUGCAGAUUCUCUUAAGCCAGCGGGUGCAGGAAAUUGGUGCUGAUACUUGCAAAAGUUGCUGCCUUGUGAGCAUGGCAUGUGCUUGUCGGCAGCCAUUUGGACAUUCACGUGGAGUCGCGGCUACUGGAUAUUACAUGCCAGAGCAUGAUCAGAGCAAUCAAGGAAAUAUGUAUGCUACUGACUCGCCUCAUAGGGAAGGAAGUGCCAUGUUUAGGCCUGUUCGGGUUCAUGUUAGGGGCCCCAAUGAUGGGCUAGCUGGUAUUGGGCGUGGGACUACAUUUGUGCCUGCAGUUGCUUGGCCUCCAACUCGUUUUGUUUUCUCUCGUGUACCACUUGGUAUGGGCAACCGGAACUGUCAGCAGUCUCCUGCCAAUGAUGACCCAGAAAAUAGAGCAGAACAGAGUGGGGAUCUUGCUGGAGAUGGACUAACUGCUUUGGUUGGGCUCAGCCAAGAAGGAAGCAAUAGUGCUAAUCUUCAUGUUGAACGGGUUGAUAGGGGAUAUGAGACAGAACUGCAAAGCAGAUUGGUAGGACCAUCAACUGCUGGCCCAAGUUCAAGCAGUAUUUCCCCCCAGAUGCUAGGCUCGUCUGAAGAUGCAAUGGGAAUAGAGUGGGAGAAUGGAAAUAAUUCUAUAUCAUUGGAUAUGAAAACACCUUUAAGUCACUUUCCUCCCUUUCGGUUUGGGGUUGAGUUUCACGAUGUUCUCAGGCUUAAUGAUGGCCAAGUCAAACACUCUCCAGAAUUUUUUUAUGCUGGUUCCUUAUGGAAGGUUAGUGUUCAGGCUUUCAGUGAUGAAGACCCUCAGGGACGCCGAACACUUGGGCUAUUUCUUCAUCGAAGGAAGGCAGAAAUAGCUGAUCCAGUUAGAAAGGUGCAUAUGUAUGUCGAUUCCCGUGAAAAGGUUACUGCGAGAUAUCAGUUGAUUUGUCCUUCAAAGAGAGAAGUGAUGGUGUUUGGAAGCUUCAAACAAACUGGAACUCUUCUCCCAAAAGCUCCCAAAGGAUGGGGCUGGCGCUCGGCCCUGUUGUUUGAUGAAGUAUCCGACCUUCUCCAAAAUGGAGCACUGCGCGUAGCAGCUGUUGUACAACUCAUUUGAUGGUUCUAAGAGUUAAAUGUAUAUAGGGAGAAAGUAGAUCAGAAAAAGGAGGCGUAAAAUCAACAAUGGAUUCUUGCUGCUAGGAAAGGCUCCUUGAGAGAAGCCAAGCUGAAAUCCCCAGAUUUAAUCGUCAUCUAAUGUACUAAGCUUUUGUUGGUUCCAUCAAUAACAUCCGAUCACCAGCAACAAUGCUUCUAGCCAUAUUCUGAACCAUAUCUAACAUGAUGCCUUGGGCUGCCUAAUUCUAUCACAAUACCAUCAAGUCUAGACAACUCAAAGAAUAUCUCUGGACUAACAAAAACACAAUCCGCCACUAUGUUAUUUCUUAAUCUCACCCCCAAAUCUUUACUACCAGUUCCGCUCUUACCAAUGACAACCUCUGCAGAGUGUCUUGCGAACUCUCCACUCCGACCCACCAAAAAUUGGCCUCAAAAGAUGACCCAACAAACAUAAUCAAACCAGAUUUGUGGCGCGAAGAAGAAGGGGGAAGGGAAGAGCUUUUCCAAAUCUGUGGCAUGAAGGAGAAGGGGGGAAGGACUACUCUUUUUAUUUUCCAAAGGCGGCUCUGUUCUGGAUGAAACAGAGAAGGGGGAAAGGGCAAGGGAAGGGCUGUCCUCUUAAAUUUUUAGAUAUGGUAUAUUUUGUAAUUUUGUACUUACAUUUUGUAAAUAAAAAAAAAUAUCCCUAUGUUUUGUAAUAUAGAGUAUUAACUAGUAUUAUUAAGUCAUUUUCCCAAUAGAGUAAA
This is a messenger RNA of Lycium barbarum (goji berry), 3474 nucleotides long. RefSeq lists its product as uncharacterized. The transcript has 13 exons. Bases 90 to 2729 code for a protein of 879 amino acids. Gene Ontology annotation, molecular function: protein binding. The record is from RefSeq and is a predicted model, not a curated record. NCBI's taxonomy places the organism in Eukaryota, Viridiplantae, Streptophyta, Magnoliopsida, Solanales, Solanaceae.